UAAGCAAUAUCUGCUUCCUCUUCUCUCUCUUGCCGUAGUUUCCUGCUGUCGUCUCUCCUCACGGAAGGACAACUGGACGGUGUCGGAUUCGCCUGUCGGACGAAACUGCCCCCGGAAAAGGACAAAGUUUGGACGAACUUGUCCAUGGAUCCGAUGGUGUUUCUGUGAUUCCGCGCUCUGUGAGCGGCUGUCUUUUUAGCCCACUGCUCUUCCGUCGUCGCUAGGCGCUCUGAGACGAGAUCGCCCCUCUUCUGAGCUCUUCCUCGACUGUGACCGAGGGGUAAACGAGAGGGUUUUCUCUUCUCAGUCUCUUGUGCUCGGAGUAGGGAGGAGCGGGAAGCGGUUUGAUGCUUCAGAAGAUGAGCAGGUUGUUCGAUCAGUGAGCACUUGUUUCCAGGAGAGGUAUCGAGGCACGACUGUGUAAUUCGUUGUGGAUUGUUGGCAAAAUGUUGGUACCAAAGCAAUAUCGUUGCACCCAUUCGGCUGCUUGUGUAUGCAUCAAAGGUCACCUGAGCGAGGAUGCCAUCUUUCUUGUUUUUGAGCAUCUGAACUGGAAUCCUAGAUUGAUUGCGCUAAUGUCGUGUGUUUGCAAAUGGUUUGAUGAGAUUGCCAAACGGAUAUUGUGGAAAGAGUUCUGUCGAACAAGGGCCCCGAAAAUGAUGCUGGAUUUGCAGUCCUGUGGAAGUCAUAGUGUCGAUGGAAACUGGAAAGCACUUGGAAAGCUUCUCAUCUAUUGUUCAGGUUGCAGCCAGAGGGGCCUCUUUAAUAUCACUUGUGUCCCAGGUCACUUUGUGCACAGGACUAGGUUUUCGAGGACUUCAGGAAAGAGCUUUCUUAUUCCGCAGUGCAGGACAGAUGUCUUGUAUGUGUGUGACCCUUGUGAACAUCUAGAUCAAGGUGAUGAUGGCGAUGUAGGAUUCUUCCGCGGUGUGUUCAAGUCAUUUUCUGCUUCGAAGGUUAGAAAGAUGCUGAUCGAAAGGCAGGCCAAACUCCACUCCACAGAGGCGUGUCCAUAUUGCAAGGCAAAAUUGUGGAACAUGAUGCAGGCAAAGAUGAUACCAAGGAGCGCUUGCAUCAGGUUGGGUGCAUACGAUGAUAGUGUUGAGUGUUAUGUAUGUCUGAAUGGGCACAUGCUUGGAACAAGCUCUCUCCUGCCACUCUCUGAUUCUGACGAGGCAUCUGACUUUGAACAGUGCUCAAAAUUCGACUAAGGGAUUUCCAAGUUCGAAGGGCAAAACUCUGUUUGCGAAUCUUGGAGUGUUUUUGAUCUGCUUGGUUAAGGGAUAAAGAAAGGUAAGUGGCUGGAUAGUUAUCAGAUCUCCAUUUUAUCAUGUCGCAGGGAAUGAAAUAGCACAGGAGUUUGUUUAACUCCAUGACAUGGCAAGAUGUUCUUUGCUCUCUCUUUCUGUUUUGUCUAUUUAACUUACUAAACUUAGGUCAUAGUUUGGUUAUCUAUGUCACCGAGUAAUAUGAUGCUUCAUAUACAAUAUGUACAAAUAUCUGCUGCAAACAAUAGCAGUUGUACGUUUGACAGCAAGACUUCUUCACAUUUGAGUUAUAUGGUAAUUGGUAAGAUUGCCCUUUGUAAAGGGUUCAAGUCAAGGAAACAAUUUCCUUGCUUACAAAGGUAUAUUUGCAUACAUUAAACCUCCACAGACCAUACUAUAGCUAGAGCCUCAUGCACUAGAUCGAUGUUUUAGUUCGAAUGGACUGCUUUUGCUAUGAAGAGGUUGUUCUAUCUAUUGGCUGCAUGCAUCUUUCUAAUUGAGGUUGCAUAUCUUUGAUGAGUAUGUUCUAGCUAGCAUGAAAUAUUCUCCAAGUUCAUAUAGGGAUUCCAGAAUAGUUUCUCUCUCGGGAGUUCACGCUCAUUCAGAGACCCAAAUAGCUUUAAAUUCUACAGAAAAAAUAUCAUUCAGUUGUGCUGCUGGGCACUAUGAUUUUUGGUGAUUUUCCAGUGUCAGCAUUAACACACAUCCAUUCCAGUUGAUCAAAUCUUGUUUUGCUUCUUUUUCUAUCACUAAUCAUGUCAUUUCUUUAUAUUGUGAGAUCUCUUGUUCCGUAGCUAUUUGGAAAUGCCUUCUGUGUACAA
Messenger RNA from Musa acuminata subsp. malaccensis (wild Malaysian banana), 2089 nucleotides. RefSeq names its product EID1-like F-box protein 2. NCBI's taxonomy places the organism in Eukaryota, Viridiplantae, Streptophyta, Magnoliopsida, Zingiberales, Musaceae. The record is from RefSeq and is a predicted model, not a curated record. Gene Ontology annotation, molecular function: protein binding.